Molecule: messenger RNA, 3841 nt
Organism: Gadus macrocephalus (Pacific cod)
Lineage: Eukaryota; Metazoa; Chordata; Actinopteri; Gadiformes; Gadidae
Gene: lmbr1
Product: limb development membrane protein 1
Exons: 17
Coding region: 148-1677 (509 amino acids)
Biological process (GO): signal transduction
Molecular function (GO): transmembrane signaling receptor activity
Source: RefSeq, a predicted model, not a curated record
GUCGUUUAUUUUGGGGCGUUAUUUUUGAGCGGUUUGCCUGCAUUGUCAAACUCAACGGCAAUCAUCCUACACAAGUUUCUGCUCUGACCACUAGUCAUACGAGUUAGCAUGUGGCGUGUCUAUAGACCUGCAUUUGCAAUAUGAAGAAUGGAAGAAGACGACGUGACGAUCAGAGAACAGAAUUUCCACAGCCAAGUUCGAGAGUACAUCAUCUGCUUCCUGCUGUUUGCGGUCCUCUAUAUCGUGUCCUACUUCAUCAUCACCAGAUACAAAAGGAAGAGCGAUGACCACGAGGAUGAGGAUGCUGUCGUCAACAGAAUCUCGUUGUACCUGUGUACCUUCACCCUGGCUGUGUCGGGGGGAGCUGUCCUGCUGCUCCCCUUCUCCAUCAUCAGCAGUGAGAUCCUGCUCUCCUUCCCCAAGAACUACUACAUACAGUGGCUCAAUGGAUCCCUUAUACAUGGGCUAUGGAACCUGGUGUCUCUCUUCUCCAACCUGUGUCUGUUCGUUCUCAUGCCCUUCGCCUACUUCUUCCUGGAGUCCGAGGGCUUCGCUGGCUCUAAGAAGGGCCUCAGAGCGCGUGUGCUGGAGACCUUUGUGAUGCUGUUCCUGCUGGCGCUGCUGAUCCUGGGGAUCGUGUGGGUGGCGUCGGCUCUCAUCGACCACGACACCGCCAGCAUGGAGUCCCUCUACGGUCAGUCUGCUGGACGCCAUGUGGCGAACAGGAAAGAGUCUCACUACGACCUGUGGGACUUCUACCUGCCCUACCUCUACUCCUGUAUCUCUCUGCUGGGAGGCCUUCUGUUGCUCAUGUGUACACCAGUGGGUCUCUCCAGGAUGUUCACAGUCAUGGGCCAGUUGUUGGUCAAACCCACGAUCCUGGAGGACCUAGACGAACAGAUUUACUGCAUCCACUUACAGGAGGAAGCUCUUCGCAGGAGACUAAACGGAUGCUCCUCCCAUUUGUCGUCCUGCAGCGGCUCGGAGCCCCUCCUCCACAAGGAGCUGGCCAGCAUCCGGACCCACCGGAGCAAGCUGGAGAGGAGGAAGAAGGCGUCUGCCUGGGAGAAGAACCUCCUCUACCCCAUAGUGAUGCUGGUUCUGCUAACAGGAACUACCAUCUCUGUUCUGAUGGUGGCGCUGAACAUCCUCUACCUGCUGGUGGAUGAGACUGCCAUGCCCAAAGGCUCAACGGACCGGGGGAUCGGAAACACCUCCUCACUGUCCACAUUUGGCGUCGCUCAGGCUGCCCUGGAGAUCCUGCUCAUGUUCUACUUGCUGGUGUCCUCCGUGGUGGGCUUCUACAGUUUGAGGGGCUUCCAGAUUCUGACCCCCCGGCAGCACGACACUACUAUGACAACGAUCAUCGGUUGCUGCGUGUCCAUUCUGGUGCUGAGUUCCGCUCUGCCGGUGAUGUCCAGGACGUUGGGUAUCACCAGGUUCGACCUGCUGGGGGACUUCGGGCGGUUCAACUGGCUGGGGAACCUUUACAUCGUGCUCUCCUACAACCUGCUGUUCGCCGUGGUCACCACGCUGUGUCUGGUCCGCAAGUUCACCUCCGCCAUAAGAGAGGAACUGCUCAAAGCCCUGGGUCUGGAUAAAUUACAGCUUUCACACAGCCCCACUGACCCCGAGACCGGGAAACUCUCUGCCAACGGCCACCAGAAGACUCUGUGACACACACACACACACACACACACACACACACACACACACACACACACACACACACACACACACACACACACACACACACACACACACACACACACACAAAUGGACUGCCAUGCUGAAGGACGUGCAGCGUUGCGGUGGAGGAGGGGAGCGGACUUGAUAAAGAUGGUGGAUGAGGGAUGCUGCCGUCAGGACCACAGCAAUAUAGCUUCAUGACAUUCCAUCGCCUGCGAGAUGGAGACCAAUAGCCCCUCCUCCCGCUCCUCCUCCACCUCCUCUCGGCAGGUGAAUCAGUGCACCUUCCCCCACCCCUCUCCUCCGCUUCUGUCGUUACCAUAGUUACUCGUCUCCAAUGUACAGGUCAGUGUUGUCGGUCUGGUUUGUGUCCGCCCGGGUCUUUUGUGUGUUUGGGGUCAACCUGUCGUGUGGUCCAGCUCCUGUACAGAUGAUCUGGUUCCAGAAACCCUUCAACCUAUCGUCUUCCCCGUCUGGUGUCCUCUGAGGCCAUCUAUGUGUCUCCGUAUCGCGGCGUUGUUGUUCUCAUGGGGGGUGGUGGGUCAUUGGGUAACGACUGUCCUUAAUGUAAUUAGGGGGGAUUGGCUGGGUUUUAUACAACCUCAUCACGUACACUGUGUGUAUAACACAGUAUCACAUGAAGAACACGUGAUGCUCAAGCGGCAUCAUUAUCAUCACCCUCAUCACCGUGGAGACAGUGGUUCCUACUGAUUGGCCACUGUCCUUUUAUUUCUUCAGGAUGUGAACUUUUAACUUCACUGAUGAAGCUGCAACGUCAUGUUUUUAGCCAGGUUUGUGGGUUAGCGCUAGGCUAGCUGGUCUCGAGGUAGCAUUCUGCUUUCUGUUCCAGGUGAGCACUUUGCUAGCUAUUGUCGGUUAGCAUUAAGCUAGCUUUUCUGGGUUAGCCCUGCACUAGCUGUUCCAGGUUAUUGCUCUGUUAGCUGUUCCAGGUUAGCAUUUAGCUAGUCCAUCGAGGGUCUGACUGUAUUUUGCACCUCCGUCUUUAGUUUAUUUAUUUAUUCAACCAAAUGGGACGCUUCAUGAGGUGUGCAGCAGCUAAGCAGAACCUUGUAGAUUGCCGGGGAAUUUAGACCCACCUCUACUGCCUUACAGCACUGCUGGCUCCACCGCAUCACACCUAGCAUCUAGCAUGGAACUACUCACAGCUGAAUGCAGUCAACCCAGAUGUCUCUUUCCCAUCAGCUAGAGUCUCCCGAUAAUGUAGAGUUCAAAUGCAAAGUCACAAAACGUUGAGAUGACAAAAGGGACCCAAAUCCAUUUAUGAAAAUCUAGGAUAACAUGGAUGAGGUCAGACUCUUUCAAGGAAUAGAAACCGCCCAACAGAGGAGUAUGGUUGGUGAAUACGGACAAUUUGCAUCCCCAUCUCCUUGUGAGGUCAAUAGCAGGGCUGAUUUUGUCUGUCUUCAUGCUAGCGAACAUGUUUCCUGUCUGUUGGUACUUUCAUAAAUGUAUGAUGUUUGAUCAAGCCAUUGAUCAGUGUUCCUCAUUGAAUUGAGUUAACUUUAAAGGACGAAGUUAAAGAGGAUUGGUGGUGGGUGGUAUCAUCUAAAUGAACGCUAUGCUAACUGAAAAUUUAGCCAACUGACUGCUAAAAAAAGCUGACAUCUAUAGUCACUGACAGCUAAUCUAACAAACAUCUAAUCUAAUCGAUAGGACAGCUCAGGUGGUCAACAGGUAUACCAGCUGACAGUUUAGCUAACUGACAGCAAAGCUAAUUGGCAUCUAAGAUAACAGACGUUUGCAGAGGUUUGCUUAGCUAGCAAGCUAGCAAAGCUGGUUCCAUGCUAGCAUGCUAGAGAUCUUUGUUUGCUUUGUUUAGCAGAAAAGCCAUGUCCACUGAUUUCAUGUCCACAUUAGCAGAUGCUAGCACUAGUAGUCUGAAAAUCACAUUCUCCAGCACAUCUGAAGAGCGACGGAUGCUAAGAGACCCUACGUCUUUCAGGCUAACCCUUAGCAUAUGUGAAGCUGCGCAGUUUACUUCCUGUUUCUUACUUCCUGUUUCUAUGUCUGUCAGUUGCAUGUCACGUUUCAGAAGGUUUUUGUGAAUGUAUUUUUUACUCUUUUUUUUUUAUGAAUGUUUGGUUUUUUGAUGUCGCUCUGUUUGCAAAUAAAAAUGAAGGGAAUAAAAGCA